AGUCACGUGGUCGUGCGGACCAAUGGCGUGCCAGUAGUGGCAGGACGUGGCAGCCGUGCAAAAUUCAUCCACGUCCGCCAUAUUGACAUUCGACAACUUCGGGGUGGAUUUCGUGUAUGUUCUGGCGCAUUUUUCGGAUAAUACGUGGAGUUUUCGUGCAAAUCCAGGUCUAGAUUGAGUGCGGCCAAUAACCAAAAACACCGCAAUGGGGAACGUGUUUGCCAACUUGUUCAAAGGACUGUUCGGCAAGAAGGAAAUGCGAAUACUGAUGGUUGGAUUGGAUGCAGCUGGUAAAACCACCAUUCUCUAUAAACUCAAAUUAGGCGAAAUUGUGACCACGAUACCGACCAUUGGAUUCAAUGUGGAAACAGUAGAAUACAAGAACAUCAGCUUUACGGUUUGGGAUGUGGGCGGUCAGGACAAAAUCCGGCCCUUAUGGAGACACUAUUUCCAAAACACACAGAUGAGCUAUAUCGAGCAUGGCGAGUGGAGAAAGGGUCUGAUCUUCGUAGUGGAUAGCAACGAUCGGGAGCGUAUCGGCGAGGCCAAAGACGAGCUGAUGCGCAUGCUGGCCGAGGACGAGCUGCGAGAUGCCGUUCUGCUGAUCUUCGCCAACAAGCAGGAUCUGCCGAACGCGAUGAACGCAGCGGAAAUCACCGACAAGCUCGGCCUGCACUCGCUCAGGAACCGGAACUGGUACAUUCAGGCGACCUGCGCAACAAGCGGCGACGGCCUGUACGAGGGCCUCGAUUGGCUGUCCAAUCAGCUGAAGAACACCAAUCGUUAGGAGUGUGCGCGCGCCGCCCAACCGAUUGUUUUUUACACGUAACUGGACUAAUGAGUGUUUACUAUUAAUUGCCCGGAUGUUGCGAAACACGCCCGCCAAUCAGAGCCGGCCCUGGGCGCGGUCUCGCAACAUGGGGCGCGGCCCCACUCCACUCACUCAGUCUGUCUCUUUCUCGCGCGUUGUGUCUGCCAAAGGGCCGUUUUUGGGGGGGGGGGCUGUUUCGUGGACAUUCCCCGUUUCACGUCAUCAAGUCAAGUCAAGCUGUAUUAUCGAAACAAAAUAAAUUUCUACCUAUAUUAACUUAUUUUGUCUACUUAGCACACUUUCGGAGGUUAGGUUCAGGUUCGGCUUUUAUUGAGGUUAAGCUACUGUACUUGAUUAUAAGAGAUUAUAAGCGUGUAGAUUU
This is a messenger RNA of Dendroctonus ponderosae (mountain pine beetle), 1193 nucleotides long. It is a transcript of the gene Arf79F, whose product is annotated as ADP-ribosylation factor 1. The transcript has 5 exons. Gene Ontology annotation, molecular function: GTPase activity; GTP binding. The coding region runs from base 206 to 787 and encodes 193 amino acids. Gene Ontology annotation, cellular component: cytoplasm; plasma membrane. Lineage: Eukaryota; Metazoa; Arthropoda; Insecta; Coleoptera; Curculionidae. The record is from RefSeq and is a predicted model, not a curated record. Gene Ontology annotation, biological process: vesicle-mediated transport; intracellular protein transport.